Molecule: messenger RNA, 6266 nt
Organism: Ornithodoros turicata
Lineage: Eukaryota; Metazoa; Arthropoda; Arachnida; Ixodida; Argasidae
Gene: HemK1
Product: MTRF1L release factor glutamine methyltransferase-like
Exons: 4
Coding region: 423-1361 (312 amino acids)
Biological process (GO): protein methylation
Cellular component (GO): mitochondrion
Molecular function (GO): nucleic acid binding; protein methyltransferase activity
Source: RefSeq, a predicted model, not a curated record
GGUCUUGAACGAACGACCCCAUCACGACGAACUGCCAGCUGGAAGAUUACCGGCAAACGCUCGGGCAAAAAGUUCGGUUCGGAUUUCGCAAGCUGACGCCGCUGACGCAGAGAGAAGUGAAGCCGAUGUUGGCGAGGUGGCGUUGGUGUUGCCAGUGUUGCAAUGAACAGCUGCUAGGGGAGCGACUGGCACGUUUCUUGUCGCGAGCAAUUUCCAGCCUCACUACGCGCUCUCGCUUUUCCUGCUGCUCUGUUUUCCUUUUCUUUUUUUGUACAGCAUGAACUGCUUUUCACACUCCACAGCCGUUGUGAUUCUAGCUGUCAUUAGAUUGACAUGAAAGCCAAAUGGUGAUCGAGUAUCUUGCUGUGUCGUUCACGAAAGUGUAAAAUUCACCAAAUCGUACUUCGCUUGCAAUUGUAGCAAUGCGUCGAGCUUUCAUCACUGCGCCCAAGUUGUUCGCUUACUGGCAGAAGGUGUUUGGUCAUUCAGGUAUAACCGUUGAGGAAGCCGAGGUGUCAUUAAAACAAAUUCUUGAAAAAGUUACCGGUGGACGUAAACCUAGAAAACCAUUUCCUGUCACGCGUCUGUCGCAAAGCCAAGUAAAACACUUCAAUGAAUGCUGUCGAGGGCGUGCUACCAGACUGCCUCUACAAUAUGUUCUGGAAGAGUGGGACUUUCAUCAGAUCACACUCAAGAUGCGGCCACCGGUUUUUAUCCCAAGACCAGAAACUGAGGAGUUAGUUGACAUAGUACUGUCACAUACCAAGCAUCAUGUCACUGAAAGUGGCAGGUCGGAUGUAACCGUUUUUGAAGUUGGAUGUGGAAGUGGUGCUAUCAGCUUGGCACUUGCAUCUGCAUGCUCCAAGAUAAAAUGCAUCGCAAUUGACAAGAGUGUUCAUGCAGUGAGGCUUGCACGUGAGAACGCAGACAGGCUUUGUCUUGGAUCCAGAGUUGAGAUUUAUCAUGCCGAGCUAUUAGCAGAUGGCUCUAUUUUUACCACAGAAAGCUUUCACAGCCUAGGUGAACAGCCACUGGACGUCAUAGUCAGUAACCCUCCAUACAUAAAAACUGAUGAGAAGGAUAAGCUUGAUCCCGAAGUUUGCAGGUUUGAAGACCACAAUGCUCUCUUUGGAGGCCAUGAUGGCUUAAAUAUAAUUCGAAGCAUUUUGAAGUUCUCCUUGGGGCACCUCAAGAGCAAAGGGCAGAUAUUUUUAGAAGUUGGGCUGUUGCAUCCUCCCAUCAUCAGGGAUAUUUUGAACUCCAAAGAAUACCAGGCACUGAGGCUUAUCAAGGUCCACCCUGACUUUACAAAGCGAGAGAGAUUUAUACAUUUAUUACUAGAAACAGCCUUCCAAAAAUAGAAUAUAAUUAUGUCAUCACUCGUUUAUUGUACAUCUCUCGUGUGGCAGCAUUUAAAAUAUUGCGAUUGUUGUGCAUUUAACAUAUAUUCUAUGCAUUACUUCUGGACACUAGUAAUAGCAUUUAGGACUGUAGUAAAAUAAGUAAACAGAAUACUAAAUGUUCUGCAGACACACAAUAUUGUGCAACGAAGAUACACCCUGCAGUCAAGAGUGUUGGGUAGAGCCCCGCUGUCGUCUGGCCUUUUCAACAACCUUCUUAAUUUCCCUAUUCUUUGUGUUGUGUUUGUCUAUUUGUGUGCACAUUUCAGCUUAGUUGCUAUCCAGAAUGCAUAAACAUGGAUUGUCUAGCAUAGCAGAUGGGUGGUUCCACACCAAAUGAUCCAGAGGAGUCACUCGCUCCUUUAACCUCUCAGAUACGUUUAUGUAGCAGUUUAUUUAUUUAUUUGAACAUACUGCAGUCUCACUCGAGGCAGUUUAUGGUCCCUUCCCAGUGGUUAUUUUAAAUGGUGCCUCGGGGCCUCUGUUGUGCAACUUGUGCAACACUGUAGCAUUUAUCAGCGAAUGGAUGAUGGCAUUUUCUCGUCAGCCUCCUCACCCGCAGGAGCAAUGCUGCACCAGAGUUGAGGAAGUUACUCGACAAAAGGAACUCAUUACAAGUUAAGUUACUGCGUGCAAAAUGUAAUGGUUACCAGUAAUGAAAAUGAACUUGGAGUUCCUAAGUUACUUUGGAAAAAUAACGAGGUACUUUCAAGUUACUUUUUACCUAUAUCUACACUUUUUAGUCCUUGACAUUUCCAUAAUUGAUUCAGAUCUUAAUUUCACAAUAUGUGGUGCAAGACAUUUUACUAUACUACUUUUGCUGCAUCAAAAUGGUACCGGUAUUUAUAUAAUGAAAUAAGCAUAUGUCUAUGUGCUUCUCUUGAUCAUUCUGUUUCCGUAAUAAAAUUAUUCAACGGAGCAGAAAGCAGGCAUCAGAAUUUUAGGUUCUAUGGGUGGUUGUCCUCUCGCAUUGAUAAUACAGCAUAAGUGCAGGCAAGCUGGUGGAUAAAUUCCAUAGUUGAAGAAGCCUGAGCAUAUUUCAUAGAACCGCACCAAGUGUGGCAUCUAAUCUUGAUACACAGUGGUCAUCAUAAAUACACUGCUCAUCGCUGUGAUGAAUGCCACCUGAGUAUAUGGCCAGAACACAAUUUGCAGAGUUCACCGCGCAACGACGAGGGCGCAAAGUCAGCUGCGCCAUGUACACACACGUGACUGCCGUACCCUUGGAGGGGGACGACGCAGCAGCUUGUGUUAUUUGUAGACCAGAAUUGAACAAAGGGAACUCGGAACUUAUUUCAUGUUACUUUGACACAGUUCCCUAAAAAAGGAACGAGUUCCUCAAGACGUUACCGAAGUUCAAAAGCAACGAGUUAAGUUACCGAAAAAAGUAGCUUAGUUACAGUAAUGAGUUACCCCUAACACUGUGCUGCAAACAGCCAUCUAGUCACUGGUGAUAAGGGUCAUGAAAGUUUUCCACAUAAUUAAAAUAUAGGUGCAGAUUCCAAUGAAACAUUACAUUUAGCAUCCUUUUUAGUAACACCUUUUGGUCAAAAAUUCCUACCGAGGAGAGAAAAUAUUUGUCUUCAAUCACCCACUACUUAUUAACAAUGCAUGUUUUAAAAAUACUAUGCAGAAUGGUGUAAUCAUCAUGCCACUGAUUGGAAUCUAAAGCCUAGUUUAAUAACAAAUAUGCUAAGACGUGACAUUGGUGGUACCAGCAGUGUUUUGUUGUGCUUUUCCUUGUCUAUCUUGCUCUGAACUUUUUUGUUUCUUCUCUUGUGCUACUGGUCCAAGAUCCAGUACUUCAAUGAGGUGUUUUCGACCAAAUGGUGGAGGACCAAUCAACUGCUCUAUAUCAGCAUAGUUCAGUACUUCUCGCUUCAAAAGUUCUUCAGCUAACUGGAAGAAGAAAAAAAAACAGCAUUGUCAAAGACUGUAGAACCACAACAGGAGGUGAAUUACAACUUACCAACUUAAGUUUGUCACUGUUCUCCUUUAAUACUGUCUCUGUUGUCUUGUAUGCUUUUGCUACAACGAGACGUGCUUGCUGCAUGCCAGAAAAAGAGUUAAUUGGGGACAGCACUAUGAUGGUUUGUGCGGUAAUGCAUCAUGGUAGAACACAGUAUUUAUGGGCUAGGCAGUAAUCUUCCAUAUUUAUUUAGUAAGCUAUGCUACAGGCAGGGAGAAGGCAGCACCACAGAGGGUGUGUUGCUUGUGACUGACAAACUUUAAAUGAAACUUUCAUCAGUUGUUCUGUCCAGUAUACAGGUGUUCAUGUAACGCGGUGCUUUGUUGCUAACAGAAUUACGAUGGAUACUAUUAUGAGCAGUGGAGAAAAUGCUCAGUACCUAAACACACUUGGGCACAAUUGUAAGAUUUGAUCAAGUGUGAACUUCAUGAGCAUUUAUCAAUACUUAUGUUCUCAGUGCUUAGCUCAAGUUAUAGAGCCUGCCAUAUAAGAGAACACAGAGGGCUGCAGUAUAGUUGGCCCUGGUUCUGAGUGGAGAAAAUUUUGGUUGCAGCGAAUUACACAGACAAACACAAAUUUCAGCAAACCAUGCUGUGCACUCAUAUGCACUCCGCACGAUUGGCCUCUACCCCAAGGUGAACCAGGGCAAUAUUACAGGUGGGGCAGAGCAGAGAGGAACUAUUGGUGGAAGGCACUUUUUCAGUCUAGGGGCAGUAUAACUGCAAAGUUUCUGCAGUACUGAUAUCGCAUGUGUUACUAUCGAACAUCAGUAACUGACAAGUAGUUACCUCAUCUAUUGUAUGUGCUAAUCUCCUACUGUACGGCUUUCGUCCUACCACACCUGCACCAUUUUUGUCUUCCUCUGGGAAGGACAAGGGACCAAUUACGGGGUCCAUUCCAUAUUGCUGAAUCAUGGCAUAUACCAUUUUCCUCACUUUCUUGAGGUCAUCCUCUGCACCUGGACAUGGGAAUAUAACAUUGCACUAGAAACUCUAGUGACCACCAAGAUGAGUGGAUAAAGUAAGCUCACCAGUACUGACGCGAUUAAAAGUCAGGGAUUCUGCUACCCUUCCGCCAAGUGCCAUGCACAUCUUCUGGAACAACUGUAAGCAUGCACAAGACAAAUUCUUAAGCGCUUGGACACCCUAAAUCCCCAUACUCUCUUGCACAUGAAAUGUAAUUGCAUACUGUACUGACCUGUUCAUAAGUGUACAGCUUCUGGUCAGAGGGCAAAUACUGAGAAAACCCCAGUGCGUUUGUUGUCCGUGGGACUAUAGAAACCUAAAUAAAAGAACUACUUAAGAAAAAAAAAAAAGUGCCAUGCUCAUGUCGGUUAGGGUGGGUUCACACGAGGGACGCAUCCCCAGGAUAAGUCUGUCGAUGAUGUAAACGUCAAAGCCUACGUCAUCAAAAUGUGCGCCUUCUCCGGUCCGCGGAGGACUGGAAUCCCACCGCGGACCAUUCGUCUCCGACCUACAAACGGUCCCCGUGUUGGCGGGGGACUUGAGGAUGGAGCAACGUCUUUUGACUGUUUUUUUUUUCCUUUUCUUCUUCUUUCGACAGGCUGUUUUACAGCUCUGACCACUGAAGCAGAGGGUAUUCGAAGAACAGCUUAAUAAAAAAAGAGGAAUCGUGUACGGGCCUUCACGAAGCAAGAAAAAAUUGCGAAAACGAGGGUUUUGCUACGAGCAAGCGGAUCUCCAAAUACGAUACCCACUAUAGCACGGCGUGGAAAUGUGACCUUACUGCACAAUAGAACAACAACAGAUAAAUUAUGAUUAUGACUAUUAUGAUUAUGACAGGUUUUGCAUAUGCAUUUGUCGCUUUGUACUGUAAGUAGCUUUUACUACGUGUCCAGACUCGAGAACUCACAGUUGUCUGUUUCCUUUGCUGAAAACUCAGUGCAGUUCUUUCUUUUCAACGAAGUGGACAUUUUAUGAUUCCGCGGCAGGGCAACACUGCUCGUACGCAAAGGCCUCGACCGCGAAAUAUGUCUUGUCAUCGACGAUAGCAGUUUCUUAUUUCGUUAGUGCAGUGGUUCCCUCCAUUGUGGAAUGCUGGAGGUGCAAUGUACCGCAACGUACAAAGUGUCAUUUUUUCUGUUCAACCACAGUGUAGAAAAGUGAGAAAACUCGUUCAUGCAGCCUGAUAAGUGUUGUUGGAGACGGACUUAUCUGCUCCCAUCCCUCAUCCCGAGUGAAUGCCCGGCGGGGACGGGGACUUCUCCGUCCACGUGACGUCACCGCCCGCCGCGGACUUAUCCCGGGGAUGCGUCCCUCGUGUGAACCCACCCUUAGUCACAAGCUACACUUACCUUCAUGAGGGCAUCUGUAUGUUCCAAUAGCCAUCCAACAAGUGCAUGGCCACAUUCAUGAUAGGCCACUACUUGCUUUUCAGUUAAUGACAUAACUUGACUUCUUUUUUCAGUUCCUAAGUACAUUUUGGUUACAGUAUGAGUGCACUGCAUCUGUGCGCAGUUAAAUGUAGAAGUAUUGCACGAUAAAUAGGCUCGGUAGCCCGCCUACCUCCAACAACUCUUUCAACUGCAUAUUCCAGAUUUCCAGCUGAGACUACUUUCUCCUUGUUGCGAGCAGCAUGCAGUGCUGCUUCGUUGCACACAUUUGCAAUGUCUGCUCCUGUAUGGGUGACCAUAAAGUGUAUUUUUCCUUCUUGAUACACAUUUGUAAAGCAAACUCAAAUAAAUGCUGCAGCACAUGCAAAGAUUAGAGAUAUUAGAUAUGCAUAUGAAUAAUGUAUCUACAUCUAUUGCUAGAAUAUGCUAGUUAUCAUCUGCCUUGAUUGAAUCUUAUUUAUGUUGCCUUACAUAAUUUGGUACUCCAAACCGCUGGAUGUAAAGGGACACUGAAGAAACAAAUAAAACAGAAUAUUCUUCUGUA